Molecule: messenger RNA, 306 nt
Organism: Funneliformis mosseae
Lineage: Eukaryota; Fungi; Glomeromycota; Glomeromycetes; Glomerales; Glomeraceae
Source: the annotation of a GenBank genome assembly
AUGAAUGUACCUUUUCCGAUCAUCAUAAAUAUAAUUUCACAAAAGAAGAUCUUUAUCCUACAGACUCCGCAAGUUCCACACCCGAUACCUUCUGGUAUCCCUCAAUCUCAUAAAAUAAAACUUCAGAAUCGAGAGCGGGUGAUUUAUAAUGUGGAGUCCUUACCAAAAAAGAUUUCGCAAAAACAAACCUGCGCCUCAACCACCAUAUUUGAAGAGGGAAUUUAUUUUUCAGAGGAUGAAAACAAACUAACAUUAGAAUUACCCAAAAAUAUUGAUCCUGACGAUCAUCGCAAAGUUAUUAGGUGA